Diachasma alloeum is the source of this 4425-nucleotide messenger RNA. It is a transcript of the gene mute, whose product is annotated as GON-4-like protein. The transcript is spliced from 5 exons. The record is from RefSeq and is a predicted model, not a curated record. Gene Ontology annotation, biological process: regulation of DNA-templated transcription. The coding region runs from base 255 to 4355 and encodes 1366 amino acids. Gene Ontology annotation, cellular component: nucleus. NCBI's taxonomy places the organism in Eukaryota, Metazoa, Arthropoda, Insecta, Hymenoptera, Braconidae. Gene Ontology annotation, molecular function: transcription coregulator activity.
GUCAGUGUCCAAACAAUCGUCUCAGUGAAGCAAGUGUUAGUGCAUUCAGCAUUAAAAACCCGUGAAAAAGCCUCCAAUAAUCAAAAUUUUCAUUCUAAAUAUCUUCAAGACCUGACGAUGUUCGUGAAGAGAAGCAGAAUAUCACUGAGAACCUGAAUACAGCCCUUCAGAAGAAAUUCCCAAAAAUUUGGCAUUCAAUUUUCCUUAUUCAGCCCUUGCGAAGCCUCAAUCUCAAGCCGCAACUCAAUCAAAAAAUGGAGGUUGACGAUGCCACCAGAGUCCCUGAAGCCCUCUCCACCCCCUCGCCCAGCAGUUCCCCCCGGAAAUGCAACCUCUCCUUCUCCUUCAACUUCGACGUCGACGGCAUCGACAGCGAGAGCACAACGGACUCCGAGACCCCCGGUCUCCAGAUCGACGUCUCCGAGGUAAUAAAUUACCAGAAGACCCGAAAGCGAAAGUACAUAGAGAUCGAGGAGACCUCAGCAAUCGACGAGAUGGAGGAGGAAAUCGAGAGACAGUUGGAUGCCAAAGCAGCAAAAACCAAUUUGACAGCGACAAACGUGAAGAACAUCCUCAAGCACGUGAUCACGAACGAGCACGUCCUGGCGAUGGUGCAGAACAGUGUCCACAAUACCGAGGAGGGUGCGAUAUUCGAGCCCAAGUUGACUCGAGCCAAGGCGAAGGAGCUGGCGAUGGCGCAGCCCAACAUCCCCUGGCCGAUGACGCCAGUGAAGAAGCCAAGGUCUUCCGAGGUUCAGGCUCUGAUCAGCGAGGAUUUCCACGAGGAUUCGUCCGACGAGGAGUACAACCCUGACCACGACCAGCAGAGUGAGGACGAGGGGGAUCACCUGACGAACAGCGACGUCGAUUCGUCUCCAGCAACUCCAGUCACUCAAGUCGAGAGUCAAAUUCCUCCUGAUGGAUCAACUGGUGAUCAAUUGCCUCGUGUUGACGUGCACUACGACGAGGAGGGGGUCUUCAAGAUCCCCUCGAUCCCCCACGUGCCCACCGAGGAGGAGAGCAUCGGCCAGAGGACGAGGUCCAAGUUGUCUCUGAGUGAAACACCCCUGGAGCACAUCGAACAGGCGUUCAUUCCCCCUGACAUCACCACUGACAUGUACGAUUGGGAUUAUGAUAUGGAUGAGGAGUGGAACAAGUUCUUGACGGAGUUCACUCAGCCGCUGCAGCCCAAUGGGGAGGACGACCCCGAGGCUGAUCCUGAGUACAAUAUUCUCGAGGACAGGGAGAGCGAGAUGCUGGACAAGGAGGAGAUCAGGGAUGACAAGGCGGUGAAGGUCUCCAGGAAGGAGCUGAAGGACCUUGUGGCUGAGCUGUUUGAAUUUGAGGACAUGUUCGCCAAGGGGGAGAUUCAGGAGGGACAGGAGGGCGGCAGGAAGAGGAAGAGCUUGGAGGCCUCCGUGGGGUCUGUGCAUAAUAAUUCAACGGAUAAUGGUCUGACUUUUCAGGAUAAUCCAAUGGUGAAUCUUCUACCAGCACUAGCAGAGCCAGAGUUACCAAAGAUCGUGAGCUUCGAGCACAGUAAUCUCAUAGCCAUUCAGUUCCAGCAGCACGUACAAUUGAUGGUACAACACUUUGUGAUGACUUAUCAACAUCCAGAGCUCCAUUCACAGUCAAUAACGUGCAAGGAUAACUUAAAUAGUAUAAAUUUUCUUCGCACUGGAGAUCAUUCAGCAUUCAAUGUCUUGAAUCUCCCUGAUGCUCUAGUCCUGGCCAACGAUUGGGAGGAGAAAUUCAAGGAUGAGAAAUUUCGAGCUGAAUACAGUGACAUGCAGGCGAAUGAAAUUAAAGUGGCUCACAUGAAAGCGUCGAAAAAGCUGGGUUACACUCCGAAAUUUCAUCCCGAGAUGAUUAAACUGUUCAUGGAGAGUCGAGCGCUCAUGUACCCAGAGUUAUUACCUCAUGUGCCUAUGAAGAAUCCCCUGAGAAAGGGUAUCAAGGCUCCAUAUUCAAGAUCAGAGGAGUACCUGCUAGCCCUGGGGUUGGAGCAGUUCAUUCCCUUUCACGAAGGACGAGAACGUAAAUUCUCGUUCAAGAAGAUGAUCCUCAUGGAUGCAGCAAAGUCUAUCUCUGAGUUUUUGAUGCCUGCUAGGAGCCCCAAGGCUUUGUAUGGGCAUGUGGAGCUUCUGCGAGCUGCUGCUGACGACAAUCCGGUCGGUUAUUAUUUUAAGAAUGGGUAUGUCCCAAGUAGGAUUCAUUGCAUUGCGUUGGAUAAUACUGCGAGGGCACCGAAGGAACAACCCAAGGCUUCACUGCCUGUUGUGUGGCAGGAGAUUUCUAGUGAGGAGAAUUUAGCCGCCUCCACCACGACGUGUUCAACCCCCCUCAUCCGUUCUCUCUCCGAGUCCACCGACAACAUAGUAAUCGACGCGAGUUUCCUCUCCCCCCUAAUAAACAUGCUCCCCAACAUGCCGAACCUGGACCAGACCCCCCCAAAGAGGAACUCCAACCCCCUCGAGGAGGACUCCGCCCCCCAGGAGCACCCCCUGCAGCCCCCACAGCUGCGUCAGACAACCCCUCGCCUGGCAAAAAUCCGAAGUGCCCAAAACAUGAAGCUAAUGACCCAGGUAUCAGGCCCCAAGAGUUCCCCCAGCCCCUCCCCAAAAUCCCGCUCCAAAGACGAGUCCCCAAAGACCCCCGAAGUCUCCGAGUCAUCGCGAGGUGACAACGAGGACGAGAUUGCCGAGCUGAUGCUGGCCAGCACAACAAUUCGAAAGGACUCCGUGAACCGAAAGAAGGCGAAAGAAGCCAGAGAACUCGAGAACAUAAAAAGACUGAUGGAGGCUGAGACUGACCUGGGGCACGAGGAGCGCGUCACCAAGUUCGCAGCCUCGUGCAUUCAGAAGGUCCACGUUACCCUGGAGGCGUCCAACCCAGAGCUCCUGAGGACAAUAGUAAAACUCUUCACAGACUACAGCGAGAAAAUAGAAGGGGCUAAGCAGAGGCCUCAAGACCUCCAGGACAAAGUGGCUGUGGACUUCUACAGAGGAGUCUGCAACGCCCUGAAGGACUACCCAGAGCUCGCCUCGGACUUCGUGUCGUUCCUGAAGCCCCACCAGGCGGUUAUAGUGGACCAGUUCAAGGAGCACACAAUGUCCAAGAAGAUGGCUGAGUUCAUGAACGUAGCGCAGGUUUAUUUUGCCAAGCAGCCGGCCAGGAUGACUCGUUUGAUGCAGGCAAUCACUCAACUGGCUGCCGAGCCAUCUCCCAGCCUGGAGGGGGUGCACGCUGUCAUGGAUCCUGUGUUGAAGGGCCACUCCCUCCCCAUGGACAUGUUCCUGCAGUGCAUCCCCAGUGGCAGGCCCCCUGAGAGCCUCUUUCUGCCGCAUCUCUUCGAGAAUCUCACGUGUCCGGUGGGGCCUUACGACAAGAAUAAAGUUUACAGUGAGGACUCUCCGGAGCUGUACGAGAAUGUCGAAUUGUCAACUCCACCGAGUCAGGACGAUUAUGGUGGGGAGAACUGCAGGUGCAUUUGCCAUGAGAAUAAUAAUUCUCCAUCGAAGACGAACAGCUCUGAGCACUGCAUCUCGUGUGGGGUGAGGUACCUCAAUGGGAGGAUUUAUCUGCAGACUUCGGAGGGGCUGAGACCGGCAAAGGUGACUUUCCCAGGGGAUGAGGAGGAGAAGCUGGAGAAUAUCGCGAGGGUUUCGCUGAAGACUAGUGAGAGGUGCUCGCCUGCGGGCUCCACUGGGAGGCGGAGGAAGUCGUCGAAGAAUGAAGCUGGGCCUGAUGAGGUGUCCCAGAAGUUUUCUCUGAAGGGUUCGCCGGUCAAAGAGGGCGAGGAGGGGAAGACGAGGCGUGGGGGGAAGUCCCCUCCGAAGUAUGUGGAUCAGAGGAGGAUGUCGAAGUCCUCGGACACUGGGGGUAGCUCGGUGUUGGGGCAGUCCAGUGAUAGUUCUCCGAUCAAGAGCAAGAGGGAGAAGAGGGCUGAGAGGAGAGAAGCCAAGUCUGAUUCGAAAAAUUGUAAUUUGGAGUUUAAUAAGGGUGUUGAGGGGCGGUUUGGGAGCUCGAAUGAUCAGGAUGAGACGACCAGCAAGGUUGAGGCUACGGAGGUGAGUGAGGAGUCCAGUAAGGUUGAUAAUAGUGAGGACGAGGUAAAUGUGAGUGAGCAGAUGGAGGUGGAGAAUAGUAAGUCUGACAGCGACGUAACGGUUGAGCCGGAGGAUGUUGAUAGACCGUGGUCCAGGCACGAGGAUGCUGUGCUCCUGCAGCAUGUGCAGAGGGAUUAUUCGGAGAGGACUUUUGAGGUGGUCAGUGAGGUUCUCGAGGGAAGGACGGUGCAACAAGUGAAGAGACGAUGUGAAAUUUUACUUUCUUUGUUGGAGAAGAUAGUUUAGUUGGGGGUUCACAAAUUGUAUGUAAUUGAGUUUAUUGGAAUUGAUUAAAUUAAUGAAUAAGAGUUAAUUA